CUACACAGCAAGUCCAAGGACGUGGUCGUGGAAGAAAUUCAUGGAUAUCACCACCUGGGUGUUUACAAUUUUCUAUUAUGAUGAGGCAUUCAUUAAAGACUAAUCCAGCAGGAUCUGUAGUUUUUAUACAAUACCUAUUAUCAUUGGCUGUCGUUGAAGCUGUUAGAACAAAACAAGGUUAUGAG
Scutellospora calospora is the source of this 185-nucleotide messenger RNA. The record is from the annotation of a GenBank genome assembly. Lineage: Eukaryota; Fungi; Glomeromycota; Glomeromycetes; Diversisporales; Gigasporaceae.